This is a messenger RNA of Zootermopsis nevadensis, 2643 nucleotides long. NCBI's taxonomy places the organism in Eukaryota, Metazoa, Arthropoda, Insecta, Blattodea, Termopsidae. The record is from RefSeq and is a predicted model, not a curated record.
AAUGUUGGUAUGUGUGCAUCUUUAAUGGCGGACUGUCAUGGACAAGACAAUUAACCUUCGUGUGCGUAAAAUAGCUGUGAAUUACUUGACCAAGUGAGCGACUGUCAGUUUUUGAAGCAGGACCUCCCUAUAUGAAAUUUGUUUUGAAACCAGGAGUUUGCCCGGAAGUACUGAGAAAUGCCACAAACUGUCACGUGACAUGCAGGAAUUCGAACCCGGGGUAUUCAGAAUAUGAAGCAGCAGUUGUUAUGACGACGCUGAGUGAUGAAUAUUCUGCCACUGCUCAGAUUCGCGUAUUUUACUUAAAUUCUUUCUAUGAAAAUGGUGUGCAAGCCACGGCAUUGUUUACGUCGUUUGAGUAAACAGGCAAAUGUUUUGAGUGAACACGUGACCAAAAUAACCGAAGUUGUGUCGGAGUUCAACAGUGGAAGCGUCUCUCCCUUCCCCUUCAGCUGCCAUAGUUUAUUUGGUGCUUGGCUCGUUCAACUUGACAGGAUCAGUGCGACACAUAGCUCAAGACAUACGCUAUAAUCACACAAUUACGAUAUUAAUACCAUUUCGUAGCGCUGUUUAUCAGAACGUUGCUGUGCUUACUACAACGUAAAGUCUAAUGAGGCAAAGUUAUUCAUGAAUAUUGAAUUACAAGGGCUAAUGAUUAGUACGGUUGGGCCUUCGAAUCGAUACUUCGACAUCUUAAGUCUAAUACGGUCUGGACGUGGAGGUGACAUUGGUUUAUUCAUUAGUGUCCAAUUGAAGUGAGGGUAGUGUUCGUGUUUGUACACUAAUGUCUGGUUGAAGAGUGGGUAGUGACGAAGUGUUUGUGUGUGGUAAAGAACACUAAUUAGACUAUGGCCAGGAUUCAAGGAGUCAUUUUCGUUCUGGCUGUCGUGAGCAGCUUCUGCUCCUGGUCUGGGAUCGCCCCAUCAAACACAGAAGCCAGCUUACUGCAGACUAUUGUAUCGUGGAUUAACCCAGAACAGCGAUUAUGGGACGAUCUUCUGAGCAGAAUAGUUCAUUUCCAGCGAUUAGGAAGGAAAUCAAUUUGCUAUGAGGCGCUGGGCUGUUUCCACGUCCGGGGUCUGCUGUCCCACGUGCGUCGGGUGCCAGAUGACCCGCGAAUUCUCCAGACGGAGCUGUGGAUCUGCACUCGUCGAAGCCCGGAACCCGUUGACUCCGCAACGCAGCUCGUCACCUACGACAAGAGAUCUCUAGAAGGCUCUGUGUUCGAUCCUGGACUGCCCAUCAAAGUGAUAGUUCACGGCUACAGGGGUCGGUUCAAGUCGCCCUACAUCAUGGCCGCCAAGGAUGCCAUCUUGAAAGCGGAAGACGUCGCCGUGGUCCUGGUGAACUGGCAACUGGCGUCCAGCGGCUCGUACCUGAGGUCCGCGUCCAACGCUGAGCUCGUAGGGCGUCAGGCCGGCAGGACGCUGAUAUCCAUGGCGUCCAUGGGGACACGCCCCUCCGAUAUUCACGUGAUUGGGUUCAGCCUCGGUGCGCAGGUUGCAGGCUUCAUUGGAGAGACGUUUAAGAGCAAUAACAUGAAACUUGGCAGGAUCACCGGACUGGACCCGGCGUCCUUCCUGUUCGAGUCAUGGACGCUACCCGCGUAUCGCCGUUUGGACCACACCGACGCGGAUUACGUGGAGGUCAUCCACACGGACGGCAGUCGCGUCUGGUCUGACGGCUUCGGACUCCUGGCUCCCGUCGGACACGUCGACUUCUUCCCGAACGGCGGCGUGGACCAGCCCGGUUGCCGAGACAGCUACAUCGGCGCCCUGGCCUUCAGGAUAAAUCAGAACGCGAACUCGUCAGAGGUGUGCAGCCACGGCCGGGCCUGGAAUAUCUUCCUGGAGACUCUUACGUCAGAGCAGUGCCAGUUCCUGGGAUUUCCUUGCCCAGGACUACGAGAUUUCCGACAGGACUUUCUGCACGGGAACUGCUUCCGGUCAUGUGACGACGGCGUCUCAACCUGUGGGGUCAUGGGGCAGAUGGGGACGGCUCGCGGUGCCCUCUACUUGGUGACCAGACCCACCGGGCCGUAUUGUGGUCAGCAGCUGAAAGCCUCGGUGUGGAUUUCGCCCCGGACUCUGCUAACGCGGGGCGUUCUUCAGAUGAGAGUGUACCACAGGGCUACCACUACAGACUUCACCCUCACCCUCCCGUCGCGGGUGGCGAUUGAAGGCGGUCGCGAGGUGUCUGCUGUGGUGGCAGCACUGCCCGGAGCUGUGAGCGCCCGAAACACCCCCAGCGUGAGGGCGACAAUCACAUUUACCCCUUCAGGGGGGAUGACGCGCAUUGGGGGGCCACAGCAUCUCUUCCUGGACCGCAUCUCGCUUAUGGAUCACCACGGUAACAGUUGGCAACACUGCGGGAAAAACUUGCUGCUGGAGGACAAAAUUGGAACAUCGUCGGACAACAUAACAGUUCAGUUGCAUCAGACACCAUGCUCAUUGUAACGUAGACUCAGAAACGUCUUCGAUAAAAAAAAAAUAUAAUUUUGAACCACGGAAUAAAGGAAUCGAAAGUUUAUUACUGAAAUGUUUAAUUCCAGUACGUUUUGCGUCAGUCUGUAAAGAAAUAAACCCUUGUUGCACUAAUUGUAAUUUUUAGACUGGACGUAUAAACGUAACUAAUCUUUCAAUA